CAAAACGAUGGGCAAUUUUUUCCAGCGCAACAUGAAGCCUGAACAAUGGAUCAUGGGGUCCGUGUUCACGGCGAUGGGGUUGGCGACGAUGCUCUUUCCGGGUUUGGUGUACGAAUAUGGCUUUGAAAAAGAGUUCGUGUCGAACGCCUCGCCAUCGGCUGCGCUGCUCUUGAUGACGCAGUGCUUCGGGUCACAGGCUGCCCUGGGAGGACUCACGAUCUUGUCCACGCGGUGGAACAGCACCUCGUACCGCAACUUUGGUAUCUUUAUGAUUCCUUACUUUGUCUUUGACGUGUACGUGCGGUCGAUUGGUGCCAUCACGACCCUCGGAGCUGUCGGCGACGGAAUUGGCAACAUCGUGUUUUCCUUGUGCUGCUACGUUGGGUACACCAACUGCAAGAAGGCUGAAAGCAAGCCUCUCCUCGACAACAAGGACUAGGAAGAAACUGGAGUCCCGAUGCAGGACGUGGAUGAUUACAGUAACAUUAUUAAUAUACUCCAUUG
Molecule: messenger RNA, 504 nt
Organism: Aphanomyces astaci
Lineage: Eukaryota; Oomycota; Saprolegniomycetes; Saprolegniales; Verrucalvaceae
Exons: 1
Coding region: 8-439 (143 amino acids)
Source: RefSeq, a predicted model, not a curated record